This is a messenger RNA of Hypoxylon trugodes, 1342 nucleotides long. RefSeq lists its product as uncharacterized. Lineage: Eukaryota; Fungi; Ascomycota; Sordariomycetes; Xylariales; Hypoxylaceae. The transcript has 7 exons. The record is from RefSeq and is a predicted model, not a curated record. Bases 533 to 1240 code for a protein of 235 amino acids.
AGACGGUUAUCUUUAAAGCCAAGAUCUUAAUAGCUCAAGUACCCUAAGUCUUUAAGGCAGUUAUCUUUGAAGCGAAAAGCUUAACAGCCUAAGCAUCCUUUCCAUCGAGCCGAGCCCAAAAUAUCGAACUCUACAAUGUCGAAGCGGUAACGGGAUGCGUCUGCGCGUUCCGAAUGCUGCAGCCCCGCCCUGACUAGUCGCAACACGAAUGCAGUACUGGAGGGCUAAGAAUUUGGACCAUCUUGGAAGAUUAUAUCGUUACAGAUAGUAGCCUAAAUUGUGUCAACAUCAAUUUGACGUGAUAAUAUAGAGCGAACCGACACCGCCGAAGGGUCUCAACCUUAAUAUUGAGACCAUUUCCAUAAUCCCGAACUAUAGAAUAACAUCUCGAGACUGCAAUCAUUAGAAAAAAGGAGAGCCAUACAUCGCCACUACGGGGACGAAAUCGAUUAGUGAUUCUAAAGUGACGGGACAUUAUAUAAGGAAACGAGAUUCGAAAGCCGCGAGUACAGGCUGCCGUAUAGCUGAAAGUAUGCGGGUCAUUCAGUGUGUGCCCGGCUCUGUUGAGGCGGGUGCGGACACUAUAGUCAGCACGGGACCUGAAUCCGGGUACGUCAUUCCAUCCAAUGAGUACCGCAUUGCGGAGAUGUUGGAUGCCAUGCCGAAAGUUCCUAUCAAGGGAUGCUACGUCAUUUUGCAAUCGCAUUGUCUACCAGGCUGGAUAGCCACAAAAGGGGUUGGCCCUUACGCCCGAAUGGGGGUGGGCGCUCCUCUCCUUAACAUUCUUGUUAAGUCUAUUGCCUCAAGCAACAGGAAUGGCCCAUGGAUCCGCUUUCUUCGGGGCUUUGGCUUAGUCGGAGGGAUUUUAUUUUACACCGUUCCCGUCGUGACGUCGACUAUUCCCCGCGGGUUGCGGAUUGCAAGCGGCGUGAGCUCGUUAGCAACUGCUGUUGUAGUAGUACCACUCCGUACACUGGACGAGAUCCCCAAUACUGCCUGGAUUAUAACGUAUGCCGUACCUAGCGAGCUUAGUAACCGGAGAAAAUUGUACCUCUUCUGUGUCAUCGUCGCAGCAAUCCACUUCUCUAUUGCAAUAUCGCAAAACACCGAUAAUAUCGUCAAUGGCUUCACGAUAUAUACCCGAAUCGUCAUCACCGUUGGCUUUGGGUCGGCGAGCUUUCGUUGGACAACAUUCUGUCUUGCCCUCGUUUUAGGCACUAUCGGCCAACCAACAGACUGAACAGGCAUGGCCUCAGAGGCAGUUCGACCGCACCCUGCAAGGUGAUUGACGGCGUAAGGUUGAAGCACUAUGAUUGGUGUGGGUACUUCGCCUAUGUAUGUC